CUGCCUGGAGGACAUCUCUGCUCAUGACUCAGCCCUCAGCUGGCAAUAGGAUCUUCAGAGUUCAGCACAGCUGGGACUGGGAGCCCUGGUGAGCUCUAAAGAAAACCUCUCAGAGACACCACUGCUGACGUCAUUGAGGCUGCUGCUAACAUGGCCAGCAAACCCUCCCCAGUUGAGGCCAGCGCGGGGCCAGAGGUGCCACCAGAAAUUGUGUUUCCUGAGACCGGAAGAAAUUGUUUCCAGAGACAAAAGCUUGUGGUUGGAUUCUGGACAGAUCAGAAAGCCACAGCUUCGUGGAGGGUGUCACUGAGCAUAUCCUGGACACAGUGAGCAGUGAAGAUCUGCCGCAACUGCUGGCUAAUGUCAUCUGGAUGAUACUGGAGAAGACAACUGAUCUGACCAGGUCACCUGUACAGGGAGCCCUGGCAAUGCUGCCCAGAUCUCCACUGGGCUGGGGUUCUCAGGGGCAGACCCAGCUCUUCCAGGCUGUUUCUGUGAUUGUGGUCCACGGUGCCCUUUCUCCAGAAUCCCGGAGGGAAAUGCUCUCCAUGUCAUCUCCUGGCAGUGAAUGGCCUCAGGGUGAAGGGACCGGGCACCCACAGUGGGCAGGAUCCCUGCUGCCGGCGGAAGAGGCAGGUGCUGUGCAUGAGGCUCUGAUUAAACUUGAAGCUGACAGUGAUGAAAAGAUUCAGAUGACGAAGUUGUUCUUGAACACAUUUCCCCCUGUGAAAAAGAAGAUGCAGGAGCACAUAGCCAAGCUCUAUGCCCUUGCAGCGAGAAUUGACAAGGUGCAUAAGGACUGCACCAUCACCAAGGUGGUCGCCAGAUCCAGCGGUGCCCUGUCUGGCAUCCUGACCAUCCUUGGUAUUGCUCUGGCACCUGUGACAGCAGGUGGCAGUCUGGUGCUAUCUGCCACUGGGCUUGGGCUGGGAGCAGCAGCUACUGUGACUGGUAUUUCGGCCAGCAUCGUGGAUCAUGCAACUAAGUUUCUUGCAAAAGCUAAAGCCAGGCACCUGCUGUCAAGCACAGUAGUCACAAAGAACGAUGUUCUAAGGGCUGUGCAAAAGGAUACACCCAAAGUUCGUUCUGCAACCAAGAAGUGUGUGGAAACUUUCCAAAGCAUUAAGAAGAAUGUCUGUGCAUUUAAGAUGGCCAAAUCCAACCCUCGAUUACUAGACAAUGCCUACUGCUUCAUGAAAACCGAGAAAAUCUCAGUCCAAAGUGGAAAGCAGGUACAAAAAGUCUUUGGAGACACCGUUCUGGCAAUGUCCAAAGGUGCCCGGCUCACAAGUGCAGCAAUUGCAGGCUUUUUCACUUUGGUGGAGGUAUUCGACCUUGUGAAGGACUCAAUGCAUUUGCACAAGGGAGCAAAGACAAAAUCAGCUGCAGAGCUGCGACAGAAGGCUCAGGUUCUGGAGGGGAAGUUGGAGGAGCUUACCCAGAACUAUGAGAGUUUGCAUAGUUUCAGGCUACCUAAAACACCAUCACCAGUCAAUGCAGAGCUCAGUGCACAUGGGCAUUUCAAACACCUGGAUGAAGACAGGAAGUCCAGUAGAGGAGAAAAGAUGGUGAGAUGAAUAGUAUGCAACUGGAUGUUAAGGAAUUUUGCAUUUCUGUAACUGAGCACAACCGGGAAGGGGUUCGUGCAGAUGAAGUAGGUUUAAGUGAAGGCAGGGACCUGGGGCUUGAUAUAAGGGAUAGGAAGACCUAAAGCGUGGGAGAUAUAGAAGGAAAGAAUUUCUUUUGUCCUAAAAAAUCCCCUGGGGACCUCUAUAGAAGCAGCUGCUGGAAGAAGCAGUGGGAUGUUUGUGCAAACAGAAGAGCAGAAGUUAAGCAGCCACAGUUAGAACUGCUUAGGAUACCAGAAGAAUAAAUGGGGCUCUGCUACCCAGCCUUUGCACAAGCUGACAUCCAAAAUCAGAGCAGUCUACACUUAGUGGCCUGUAUCUCCUUCUUUCCAUGUCAAUAAAUGCUUAUCUCUGUCA
Cavia porcellus (domestic guinea pig) is the source of this 1985-nucleotide messenger RNA. RefSeq names its product apolipoprotein L2-like. Gene Ontology annotation, biological process: lipid transport; lipoprotein metabolic process. The transcript has 5 exons. NCBI's taxonomy places the organism in Eukaryota, Metazoa, Chordata, Mammalia, Rodentia, Caviidae. Gene Ontology annotation, molecular function: lipid binding. Bases 372 to 1577 code for a protein of 401 amino acids. Gene Ontology annotation, cellular component: extracellular region; membrane. The record is from RefSeq and is a predicted model, not a curated record.